GAAAAGCAGCCUUCCGCAGCAAAAAACAGCGAAACCAACCAGCCCAUCCGCGUGAGCCCAGGAUCCAGCAAAGCAUCCCUACCCUUACAUAAUACCAGGGUUCGUCUCCCUUCGCUCACAGCAGCCUCACAAUCUCCAGGAGCGGCGGCGAAAUCAGAGGGGAGCAAUGGUCUCCUCUACACCUUACUCUGCUUUUGCAUUCAGUUUUUCUAAUUAGCACUGAAGAAUGAAUCUCCCCAUUCGUUGUUUCUCAUCUAUUAUAUGUAUGAAUUCAGGCAUCAGAGAAGAAAUUGAGCAACCCUAUGAGAGAGAUCAAGGUCCAAAAGCUCGUCCUCAACAUUUCUGUCGGUGAGAGUGGAGAUCGUCUCACCAGAGCAGCUAAGGUCUUGGAGCAACUCAGUGGCCAGACACCUGUUUUCUCCAAAGCAAGGUAUACUGUGAGAUCCUUUGGCAUCAGGCGUAAUGAAAAGAUUGCAUGCUAUGUCACAGUCAGAGGUGAUAAGGCAAUGCAGCUUCUUGAGAGUGGAUUGAAAGUCAAGGAAUAUGAAUUGCUAAGGAGAAACUUCAGUGACACUGGGUGCUUUGGUUUCGGUAUCCAGGAACACAUUGAUCUCGGGAUUAAGUAUGAUCCAUCAACAGGUAUUUAUGGAAUGGACUUCUUUGUGGUGCUAGAACGCCCUGGUUACCGAGUGGCACGCCGGCGUAGGUGCAAGGCUCGUGUGGGAAUCCAGCACAGGGUCACCAAGGAUGAUGCCAUGAAGUGGUUCCAAGUCAAAUAUGAGGGUGUUAUCCUUAACAAAUCCUCCAACAUCCAAUCCUAAUUUGAAUUUGUGUUUCAGCUGUCUGUUUGUUACAACUCUUUGCUUUGUUCCAGCCAUCCUUUAAAUUCUGCAACUUUAAUAUGCUAUUCAUUUUUGGUAGAUCACCUUGACUACAAGUUUUGUUCAGAGUAAUGAUAUUUGAGAAUGUGCUAUGCCAUUUGUAUC
Cuscuta epithymum is the source of this 986-nucleotide messenger RNA. The record is from the annotation of a GenBank genome assembly. NCBI's taxonomy places the organism in Eukaryota, Viridiplantae, Streptophyta, Magnoliopsida, Solanales, Convolvulaceae.